This is a messenger RNA of Salvelinus sp. IW2-2015, 3041 nucleotides long. RefSeq names its product finTRIM family, member 66 (gene ftr66). The record is from RefSeq and is a predicted model, not a curated record. Gene Ontology annotation, molecular function: zinc ion binding; protein binding. Lineage: Eukaryota; Metazoa; Chordata; Actinopteri; Salmoniformes; Salmonidae.
AGGUGUGGUUGUGGGUUGCUGCUUUGUAUACAGUAUGUAGGUUUAUAAAAGGGAUGCCACAGGCGGCUCCAGAGACGCUUAUACAAUCUCCCCCUGUCUCUCUGAUAGAGAAUGGCACAAACAGGUCCUCUGGAUAGAGAGCAAUUGUGCUGCUCAAUUUGUCUGGAGAUACUGAAGGAGCCAGUAGCUCUUCCCUGUGGACACCGCUACUGUAUGGGCUGUAUCAGGGCCUGCUGGGGUGAAGAUGACUCCUCUUACAUCUUCAGCUGUCCUCAAUGCAGACAGACCUUCACUCCAAGACCAAUUCUGAAGAGAAACACCAUUUUGGCUGAGAUGGUGGAGAAACUGAAUACAGGAGGACUCCAAGCUGCACCCUCUGGUCAACGCUGCCGGUAUGCUGGAGAUGUGGRGUGUGAUAUCUGCCUCGGUGGUCAGAUCAAAGCCACCAGAUCCUGCUUGGUGUGUCUGGCCUCUUACUGUGCAGCUCACCUCCACACUCACAACAAAUCUCCUGCCCUUAAGAAGCAUACCCUGGUUGAAGCCACCAUGCCACUGCAGGGGCGGAUCUGCUCUCAUCACGAUAGACUACUGGAGAUCUACUGUCGUACUGAUCAGCAGUGUGUCUGUCUGCUGUGUGUGAUGGAUGAACACAGGAGCCAUGCUACCGUCUCAGCUGCAGCAGAAAGCACCAAGAAACGGAGGCAGCUGGGGAAGACGAGGAAGAAAUCCAAACUGAGAAUGCAAGCCAAAGAAAACGAACUGCUGGAUCUGAGACAGGCUCUGCAGUCACUAAAGCACUCUGCACAGACAGCAGUGGAGGACAGCCAGAAYAUCUUUACUGGGCUGAUCUGCUCCAUAGAGAGAAGGUGCUGUGAGGUGAGAGAGCUGAUCAGGGCCCAGGAGAAGACUGCAGUGAGUCAGACUGAAGGGCUCAUACUGAGACUGGAGCUGGAGGUGGCUGAGCUGAGGAAGAAAGACUGUGAGCUGGAGCAGCUUUCACACACAGAGGAUCAUAUCUAUUUUCUACAGAACUGCCAGUCAAUCUCUAAAUCGACUGAACUCACAGACACACCCAGAAUCACAGUGGUUCCUCUGGUGGAUUUUGGUCAAGUUCGAGCCUCGGUAUCAGCACUCCAGAAGAGAUUGGAGGACCUGUUCAAAGGGGAAUGGCCCAAAAUAUCCAGGGCAGCGGGCACAGUGAAACUCCUGCAGUGUUCAGAGCCCCGGAUCAGACCAGAGUUCUUAUACUAUUCCUGUCAGCUCACACUGGACCCCCGGACAGCCCACAGGGACCUGAGUGUGUCUGAGGAGAACAAGGUGGUGACAGUGAGGGCCAGGGACCACUCCUGCCUGGAGCACCCAGAGAGGUUUGAUCACUGGAGCCAGGUGCUGUGUACUGAGGCCCUGUCAGGGCGCUGCUACUGGGAAGCCGAGUGGAGCGGGAGUGGCAUCAAUAUGGCUGUGGCGUACAAAGAGAUGACCAGGAGAGGAGAGGGCAACAACUCCCACUUUGGACGCAAUGACAAGUCCUGGAGUUUGUUCUGUUCCAGAAAAGGUUGUACCAUCUGGCACAAUAACGUGGCCACUAGAAUACCCACUUCAACCUCCUCUAGGAUAGGAGUGUACCUGGAUCACAGGGCAGGAAGUCUGUGUUUCUACAGCGUCUCUGACACAAUGACCCUGCUCCAUAGAGUCCAAACCACAUUCACUCAGCCCCUCUAUCUUGGCUUUGAGUUUAUGUGUUUCGGAGUCUUCGUUAAAUUGUGCCAGAUGGAAUGAAAGUGAAAUAACAGCUGAGAGAAAGGCAUUAGCAUGUGUGAAAAUUAGUUUCAUGGUGAAGUUAAUAAUAAUUGAUAGUCUCAGAUGUCGCUCACCCCAGUUUGUAUUUGUUUAUUACUGAAGAGUUAAAGUGUAGUUUAGUUACUGUAGAGUUGAUAUAAUUUGUAUUUUGCUGGCAAAACAAAGUACAAUAUUUUCAAUGCAAAUUCUGCAAAUACCUUCUUGUGAAAUUAAAAGAAAAGUCUAUCCUGUUCCCCCAUUCUCUAAUCUGACUGUCAUCACAUCCCCAUUAUGUUGAUUUGAAAUGGUCAUAUUAAGGGCAAUAUCAAUAGCACUGACAUUUGUGUUUUUAAAACACAUUUAUUGUGGUAUGUUUUUAUCAAAAGUAUCACAAGUAACCUCAGUGGCAACAGCACAGCAGUGCGCAAAAGUCCAGUCUGUUGCGAAAUAGACAUGAACAAAUGUCAUACUGUCUCUCACGCACACACGAACAGGGCCGGAAGUUCCUUUUUCUUUGUUACACAGUAACCACACCUCCUGUAACUGCUGGUUGAACCAGGAAGUACAAUAUAAUUCCUCAAUUUUCACUAUCAAAAGAAAUCAAUACGGUUCUCUUUCUCUCUCUCUCUGGCUGUUUCUCCUGUACUCUCUGAAAUGGCACAGGCAGAGGAACUCCUCUACCAGGAUCAAUUUCUCUGUCCAGUGUGUCUAGAUGUGCUAGGAAAUCAAGUGGCUAUCCCCUGUGGACACAGUUACUGCAUGCUCAGCUAACAACAAACACUGGAGAAUGUUCCCUUAAGAGUCUCAUUAAGUCCUUAACUAACAUUUUCAUAGGAAUGUUCCCGUGCAAGGAAUGUUUCCAAGACAUCAUUCCCUUAAUGUCAAAUAGAACUCACCCAGAACGUGGUUACCAUGUUCUCAGAACUUAAGAUAUUGUUAUAGACAUGUUUAAUGGGAACGUUUCAUGAACAGUCAUGUCCAGUUUUCUGAGGGUUAAGAGAAUAUUCCAUCAACAUCCACAGAACAUGGUUGCCAUGUUCUUAGAACGUAAGAUAUUAAUGUUCUAGACACGUUUCAUGAACAUGUAUGUGUCUGCCCAAAACAUCUAUACACAUCACUGUUGCCCUGAUUAGUGAACCAUUGAUAGCUUUUUUCUGUUGGUGUUACGUUCGUCGUUAGGAGACCACGGUGCAGCGUUGUAMSCGUACAUUUUACUUUAUUAUCAAAUGACGCCAAAAAAACAAAACGAACGUAAAGCUCUG